ACCCAUUUGCAUCCCUACGAGCACUGUCACCGUUUCUUUCUCUUUCUCUAGGGCAAGGAAGCUCCUCUCAUCUCCGCCUCCGCCCGCCGCGCCCCUCCGCCUCCGCCGCCCGCCGGCCGCACCACGGCCUCCACUCCUCUUCAAGGACGCCAUCCUAAUGGAUCAAUAUCUUGCUGCUGUGAGGGAAGAGAUGUCUUCUGCUAAGACCAGACUUUGCCAAAAAUAUGCUGUACAGUUUUGGUUUCGUUAGGUUGAAGAAUAUUGGUAAUUAAUUAAAUUGACGACUUACAUCCUAGAGUGUUCCUUGGCUCGUUUGCUUGUGGCUAAGAGAAGUUGAAUGCUUACUGAUCUCCAGAUUCAUGGAGAGUGCUCGGACAGAAGGCGAUGAUUUGAUGGAAGACUAUGUGAAGUGCCUCAUGUCAUUGGAUACCAAUGCUCGCCCAGGUGAGAGUGAUAACUCAAUACUUCCAGCCCCUGCUGAAGAACCAACAAGCAUUCCUGUUAGAACAACAGAGCAAUCUCCAACAAAAGAGUUGGCUUCAGUUGGCACAGAGGAGCCAAAUGAACCGACCUUGGGAAUGGAGUUUGAAUCUGAUGAAGCUGCAAAGACUUUCUAUAAUGAUUAUGCCAGGCGUUUGGGUUUCCCUUUCCGAGUUGGGAGGUCACGGCGUUCUAAGGGUGUGGAGGAGGUGUUGAUUAUGAAAAGAUUUGUGUGCUCGAAAGAGGGAAUAUAUCAGAAGAAGCCUUCUAGUGAGGGCACAAGGAAACGUGAGCGGAUAUCGAUGAGAGAAGGUUGCAAGGCGAUGAUGGAGGUCAUUAGGGAUUCUGACAGAUGGGUGGUUUCUAAACUUGAGAAGGCUCACAAUCAUCACCUUGGGACUUGUAGUAGAGUUGGCUAUCUUCGAGCAAGAGGUUUUAUCGACACAUCCGAAAAGGCAAGCAUAGUGGCAUCAGAUGCAAUGACACUUUUACGGCAGAAUGCCUUUGGGGAAGGAGGAGAUGCUCAAGGUCUCCUAGAUUAUUUUAAGAGGAUGCAAGCUGAGAAUCCAGCAUUCUUUUAUGCCAUACAAGUUGACAACAAUAGCUGUGUGACCAAUGCUUUCUGGGCAGAUGCUAAGGCUAGGAGUGCAUACAGUUGUUUUGGUGAUGCUGUUACAUUUGACACAACAUAUAAGAAGAAUAAGUACAUGAUGCCCUUUGUAACUUUCUCAGGAGUCAACCAUCACCUGCAGCCUGUUAUCUUUGGUUGUGCUUUGCUCAUUGAUGAGACUGAAUUCUCAUUUAUUUGGUUAUUUGAAACAUGGCUUGCGGCUAUGGGUGGGCGCCCUCCAGUUUCAUUAGUUACUGAUCAAAAUAGGGCCAUGACAGCGGCAAUUACAAAGGUGUUUCCAAACACCUGCCAUCGAUUUUGCAAGUGGCUCAUCUUGAGUAGAAGCAAACAGAAGUUAGCUCAUGUAUAUUCAGCACAUCCUAUGUUGAGAGGGGAGCUGGAAAAAUGUGUCAUUGAAUCUGAAACUGUUCGAGCUUUUGAAACAACCUGGGUAUUAAUCAUCGAUAAAUAUGAUUUAAGGAAGAAUACGUGGCUUCAAGCAUUAUUUAAUAUCCGCGAACGAUGGAUUCCUUUGUAUCUAAAGGGCACAUUCUUUGCAGAACUGUCUCCAACACAGAAGUUAGAGACUAUGAAUGAUUUUUAUAAGAAAUACUUUAAUACCAAGACCUCAUUAAAAGUUUUUCUCACACAAUUUGAAUUAGCCGUAGCAAGCCAGUUUGAGGAUGAAGCCCAAGCAGACUCCAAUACAGUGUGGACCAAACCUGUUUUGAAGACUGCAUCACCAAUUGAAAAACAAGCUGCAGCUAUUUACACAAGAGCAGUUUUUAAUAAAUUCCAGGAGGAAUUUGUUGAGUCUUUAGGUUAUAAUGUUUACAGAAUAAAGGAUGGUACAGUUAGCAAAUUUAGUGUGGCUAGAGAUGAGGAUUCUCUUGAGACAUUCACUGUCACAUACAAUUCUGUGAAAAAGACAGCAACUUGUACUUGCAAAAACUUUGAGUUUUCUGGCAUUUUAUGUCGACACAUUUUGGGAGUCUUCCUAAUGGUUGAUUUGCGUAUGCUUCCGGAAGAGUACUUUUUGAAACGAUGGACAAGACAUGCCAAAAGUUGUCCUAUAUUGGAUGAAUGCAGUGUUGAGCUUCAGUGCAGUAGUCAUGAAUCCAUUACAUCACGAUAUAAUGAUCUUUGUCAUGAUGCCUUAAAAUGUGCGGAGAAAGGAGCAACUUCUAUUGAGAUAUACAAAUCAGCAAAGAAUGUGUUACAGAAGGCCUUUGCCGAGAUUGUUGCUUUUGAAAAAAAUACUGGUAGAGGUGCACAGCGAGAUGCAAUCAAUAUUAAUGAGGAAAUUACAAUAGAUGAUGCAAUGAAUGAUCAAGCCCUACAAGAUUCUGAAAGAAAGGUGACCAAUUUACUCGGCCAGUUACUUGGUUCCUCUUGGUCGCCAGUCUGAAGUGUUUUGCAGUUCUCUUAACCCCCAGUUGAUAAAUUAUUUGGAUCACUUCAGCAUUUGCUUAGUGUAUCUGAUGACCUGUCCAUUGCUGUCUCAGGACAGAUGGCAGCAGAUGAAACUGUUAAAUGGAAUAUCUGGUUCUGUUGGCGAGCCAAAGCUUGGUAUUCUGGUGACACUAGAUAAUUUCCAAGGAUUCGAGCAACUUGGUUCGCAAAACACGAGAUGUUAUCAAAAUUGUGAUGAUGGCAUUGUUAAAUGCAGGUCCAUAUAACUUAGAGAAUUUUUAUAAACACAAGUUCAUGUUUUUGCCUCAUUGAAUGCUACCAAUGUAAGUAAGCCUUUCACUAUUUAACGAAAAGGAAAACCAGGUCUUAAAAAUC
Molecule: messenger RNA, 2878 nt
Organism: Elaeis guineensis (African oil palm)
Lineage: Eukaryota; Viridiplantae; Streptophyta; Magnoliopsida; Arecales; Arecaceae
Product: protein FAR1-RELATED SEQUENCE 5
Biological process (GO): regulation of DNA-templated transcription
Molecular function (GO): zinc ion binding
Source: RefSeq, a predicted model, not a curated record